This is a messenger RNA of Parascedosporium putredinis, 2490 nucleotides long. NCBI's taxonomy places the organism in Eukaryota, Fungi, Ascomycota, Sordariomycetes, Microascales, Microascaceae. The record is from the annotation of a GenBank genome assembly.
AUGGCUAGAGUAAAACUCGUCGCUCUGCUCUCCAAUAUCGUCACAUCCACCCGAGAACUGUACCAAGAGCUCAAGUUCGCCAGCGCCCACCACGCCGCCCUUUCUACGCAGGUUGACAGCACGAAAAAGACCAUCGAAUUCGCCGCAAAUGCCCUCUCCGACAUCAUCGAGCGCUGCCCCGACGGCGCCCUCAGCCACGUCGUCGACCCCGCCCAGCUCCGGCGCCUCCUCCGCGACUGCGCCGCCCGCAUCGAAAACGCGAAAGAGAUCCUCUGGCGCUGCCGCGUCGCCGGCAUGCGGGGCCGCCUACGCUUCGCCCUCCGCCGGGCCGACGUCCAAGCCAUCCUGCGCGACCUGAGCCCCGUGGCGCUCUGGCUCUGUGUAAACCUCUCGGCCGUCGUGGUCGGGCUCGCGCGCCGGCUGGCCGGCGCCGCGGAGGCGGGCGCCUCGCUGGGCGAGGAGAAGCUGCUACUCGCGAGGGCGUUUGGCGGCCGCGCGUGCGUCGAGGCCCAGAUGAAGGAGGCGCUGGAGGCCGUGGCCGCGCUGAUGGGGCCGGACCCCGCGGCGGGCUUGGCGAGGGAGGCUCAGAAGAAGAAGGAGGGGAAGAGUCGCGGGGUGGAGAGGAGGAUGAGCCUGUCGGAGAGGAAACCGGACGCUCGUGAACCUGCUGCGACGACGGCUCGCGAGGAGGUUGGGGAGGGUUCCGAGAAGCAUGAGCGACACACCCCGUCCACCGGGUGGUCUAUACAGCGUAUCCCCACGGGAAACAUGAUGAAGAAGGGCCUCUUGCUCGCGCCCCAGGCGACGGCGGCCAUGGCUGCAGAGAGGAGUCCGAGCAGGUACGUGCCACUCCCGACGCCCGCGCCGACGGACUCGACGGUCAGCCGGCGUACGAAAAGGGGACUGAACCCUUCCUUGCACCGACCGCCUCCUCCGGCUGUACCAACGCCCCCGAGCAAUAAUGGUGGCCGCGCGCUGGAGCUCAUGAGCGGCGCGCUCGCGGCCCUGGACUCGCGGAGCAGCUUCUCCCUCCACCAUCGGAGUCAGCUGUACAAGAUCGGGUUCGGCUCGAAUCGCGCGAGAUCGCCGCAUACGCCGUGGCGACGGUCGAGAUCGAGCAGCGGUGCCGGAUCAUCGGGUUCAUCUUCCAGCGGGGUGCGUUACCACUGGCCCCGUCCAGCGACCACCACGCAAACCGCGCCCGAAGAGAGACCAGACGAUUUCCUCGACGCAUUUGCGAGAAUCAUGGAGCAGAAGCAACAGCAAGCAUCCUCCACAACCAACAACGCGGCGAACCCCGUGAGCAAACUGAACUGGGCACCAGGCACGUGGUUGGGCAUCGCGGGAUGGGUCGACGCGGCGUGGGCCUUCCUCUUCUUCCAGAGACAGGACGGCUGGGUCCAGCUCUCCCUCGUUCCCGACGACAGCGCCCGAAGCGCCGUGCUCCUCGAGCCCAUCAUCCAAGUCCCGGUGAACUCGCCGAUGCACUGCGAAGUCACGCGGGGCUACCACGGACGCACCGUCAUCCGCCUCUUCAUCUUUAUCAAGGACGAGGACGAGUCCUACGCCCUGCUGGGCCAUGGAGCGGUUCGAGAUCCACCCGCCGCCCCCGGCGGACCGCAGGUGGAGGAUCUCAUCGCCUGGGACACGGGCAUGUCGGUGCUCCUCGCCGCCUCGGCCUCGGGCGGCGUAGUGAGCGUGUACGAACGCACGAGCCUGACGGGGAACUGGGAAUCUAUCCCCUACCCGGAAAAGAUCCCCGUGGAGGCGGGCGACUACAUCUUCCACACCGAGCUUCCGGGCAGCCACAAGGUGCGAUUGCGAAGGCUCAACGGCGCGGGCAUUACGCAUGGCAGCGGCGCGCGCCUCAACGUCCUCGGCAAGGAGGUCGACUGGCACCGCCACCCGCCCAAAGCCUCCCCGGGCUCCUGCCGCGUGGUGCACAACGCCAACGGCACGGUGGCGGGCAUAUUCUGCCAGACGGCCGAAGACGACAUCUACCUGUUCCGCGGCCACCCCUGGUGGAACGACCUCCACUCGCCCGAAUUCGUCUGCUCCGUCCUGCCGGGCUCCAAGUUCGUCGUGUCCGAGAGCCGACGCAUGCUCAUCUUCGUGUCCCGCGAGAACGAGAUGCAGCGCGUCGACUUUGGCCUCGACCGCGAGGGCGAGGUCACCAUCGAGACCGUCGGCCCCCUCUUUUCCGGAAACUGCGUGGCCACCACCUUGCCGGACUUGCUGCUCAAGAGCCCCAUCGACGACUACCUGCAGUACCGGCCCCUCUACCAGGGGAGCAGCGCCGACUACUACGACACCGAGUCUUCCUCGUCCUCGUCGUCCUCUUCUUCGGGCCACCACAACGGGCUGGAGCACGGCGCCUCCACUGUCACGUCCAGUUCGUUUCGGUCGUCGCCAUUCGAUGACGCGAGCCGCUCUUGGUUAGGCCUCCCGGAGACGGACACGGCCCCGCUAUUGGGCUCGCAGGCGACGUGA